AUGUAUGUACUUGGAGAUCUGAACUGUGAUAUGCUAAAAACAGAUAAAGAUUCCAAUACCCCAACAAAGAAAAUUAAGUCAUUAUACGAAUUAUAUCAGUUAUCACAACUGAUAGGUGAAGCUACUCGAAUAACUAUGACAACCAGCAGUCUAAUAGAUCAUAUUGUUACUAACACACCAGAGAAAAUUUCUGAUUCUGGUGUCAUUCACACAGGUAUAAGCGAUCAUAGUUUAGUAUUCGCAAUUAGGAAAAUUUCUGUUGUAAGAAAACAAGAAAAUACUGUUGAGAUUAGAAACAUGAAAAAUUUUGAUGAGGAAAAAUUUGUUGCAGAACUGCUGAAACAACACUUGGGAUAUGUGUAA
Messenger RNA from Paramuricea clavata, 363 nucleotides. The record is from the annotation of a GenBank genome assembly. Lineage: Eukaryota; Metazoa; Cnidaria; Anthozoa; Malacalcyonacea; Plexauridae.